Aspergillus puulaauensis is the source of this 1146-nucleotide messenger RNA. RefSeq lists its product as uncharacterized. NCBI's taxonomy places the organism in Eukaryota, Fungi, Ascomycota, Eurotiomycetes, Eurotiales, Aspergillaceae. The record is from RefSeq and is a predicted model, not a curated record. The coding region runs from base 1 to 1146 and encodes 381 amino acids. The transcript has 2 exons.
AUGCCAUCUACAAAACCAACAGACAGCUUCCGGGUCGUUAAAACAGGAAAAACUUUGCAGGCAUUCGCAUCUAACCUCGAAAAAGCCCUAAAGACAUCCCUUCCCGCUUCAGGAAAGCCUUACGACAGAGUCUCUGUGCUCGCCUUCCAUUGGGCCAACGAUGACAUGGGGGUUGACAAGCUAGAAUCCGAGUUUCUGGGCGUGUUCCGCAACAUUUACGAAUUUGAAGCGGAGUCCUGGACGAUUCCCGUGGCUGGUAAACCUGAAAAGCAGCUGGCGAAGAAGCUUGUCAGCUGGACGGAAGACCAUGAGGGGGAGCGUGCUCUACGAAUAUACAUUUACUCUGGCCAUGCUAGUUCUCAUGGUACGGUAGAUCACGAGUGGUACUUCGGCGGGCAAGCAGACAGUCGUGGGAAUCUACGUGGUCCCCAAGUGGAGUGGCUGGCGACACGAUCUCCAAAGAUUGUCGAGGAAGCAGACGGCGAUAUGCUGUACAUUUUCGACUGCUGUUCGGCGGGUUCGGCUGCACUCCGACCAGGCCCUGAGACGCUAUGCGCAUCUGGAUGGCUGCAAUCAGCAGGAGCGUCUCUAAACUUUUCAUUCACCCGAGCCCUGAUUGACACUCUGGUAGACCUAAAGGGAGAAGCUGAAACAGUUGGCGGGAUUUUCUCGAUUCUUUUCCGGCGCGCCUACCAGAGUCAAGUGGCCGCAUGCCCCGUUCAUAUCCUGAAAUCAGGGUCCCCAAGUAUCACUUUGAUGCCGCUCAGCCGGGAGACAGUCAUACAUCAACGGACCAAGACCCAGCAUAGGGUGCUUCUUACCGUCCACCUGAAAGACAACAAGUCGAACCUGGAGGCCUGGCGUGGUUGGCUCUCCACCCAUUUGCCCCCGGAAUUUGUGACGGCCGAUGUGAAGAUUGAAUCGGUAUUCAAGAGCUCGAGCAUUGUGGUGUUGAUAACGGUGCCGGUGGAAAUCUGGACCAUGCUUGACAUGGAGGACGAGACGAUCUCGUUUGCUAGCCAUGUCUUCUCACAUAAUAUCUUGCCCGAGCUCGAGCAGACUCAACUUCCUAUACGGGCGUCGCCUAGUCCCCAGAGCGCAGAGAAUCUGCCACCCGCUCAUCAUUAUCGGAAGUCGCUAGGGUAA